Molecule: messenger RNA, 493 nt
Organism: Polychytrium aggregatum
Lineage: Eukaryota; Fungi; Chytridiomycota; Chytridiomycetes; Polychytriales
Exons: 1
Coding region: 68-451 (127 amino acids)
Source: RefSeq, a predicted model, not a curated record
UUCGUCCUGUGGAUUGUGAGGGGGCGCGCAGAGCGAAUGAGCUCCUGUUGGGGCCUGGGCCUGGGCCAUGACUCGCUGUGAUUCACAGCCCCCGCUUUCGGUUUGCUGCCUGCCCUUCCGCCUGUCGGUCCGAUGCACCCCUCUGACCCAAUCUGCUCGAGUGUCCUUCCGCAUACCAACAACCUCUUCGGGACCCAAACCCGCCCACAAUCGACCCAAGAUCGCCAUCGACAUCAUGUCGUCCCAAGUCAAAAACACCUCGCCUUCAGCUGAAAGCCCUGCACAGAUCUCAUCCGACUCGCAGUGCAGAGUCUGCCACAAGCAUCCAAUCCAAUACGCCGCUGUGCCGUGCGGCUGUCCGGCCCUGUGCAAGUCAUGCGCUAUGAAGCAGGCUACAGGCGGAAAGUGCAAAGUGUGUGGAUCGUUCUUUGGCGAGCUCAGGAGAAUAUGAAUAUACGAAUCCCUAUCAUCUACGACGAUCGUCAGUCAUGCC